CCAUCCAGUCACUGAUAAAGAGCUAUCGUGGGCACUCACUGCAAUCCCGAGCAUCACGUCUCCAGUUCUGUCUCUACCAACCAAAAAAAAACAUGUUAAAAGGCCUCGCCAAACUCUUCAACAUGUCCACCACCACUUCCACCCCCGAUUACUUCCCCCUCUUUCCCUACCUCCCCGGCGAACUCCGAGCCCUCAUCUGGAAGCACGCCGUCGAACCCUACCGCGUCCUGCGCGUAACCCUCUAUCAAAAGGACUUCCCACCCAACCCCCAACUCCCACCCAGCUCCCAGUUCUUGGGUUCCGCGGUCUACGGCCCGCCCUGGAACGUCAAAAUGGGCUGUACCGAUGCACUCGUCGCAGCUACAAGACGCGUGCGCGAUUUGAUGCUGGUUUCGACAGAGGCAUAUCGAGAUAUUAUAGACUAUAUCCUGCCCGAUCGGAUCCAUAUCACGGUCGAUUGGGACCCUCCCUAUUUGCAGGGGAUGCAUAUGUUCGCGAGUAAAGGCGAGAAGGUAUACAAGAUUCCAUGGAACAGGAGGACCGAGAAGGUUUGUUUGGAGAUGGUGCAUUUGAAGUGGGAUACUUACCAGAGUGGGGGGAUGAGGGAGGGAAUGUGGGAAAGGACAAGGGAGGAGAUACCGAGGGGGGGCGACCUACCUGCGCCGCCGGUGUGGGUUAACGAGGUCGGGUAUGAGCCGUUUGGUCAAGACCCUGAGUCCAACUCGGAGUCGGAUCCCGAUGAUAGUCGUGAUCCAUCAAGGCCAUCGAGGUUUUACGUCCCUCCCACCGAAGCCAUCGCCGGGCUCUCUCUCACUGAACCAGACUCAGACAUGGACCUACAUAUAGACCCCAGAGCACCAGGCGAGAUCUACAUCCCCCACACACUCGCCCAGGUCAUCAUUAGAAGACACAUCAGCCUCGCCCCCAUCCUUACUCGCCUCGCCCCCGUCGCAUACGAAUCCCUCAUCCCACUUCUUUUGCUUUGCAAGAUCCUGCGCGUCACUAACAUAACCAUCAUCGCCGACUCCAUCCUCUACAGCGACCUUCCUGCUGGCCCCAGUCCAUCAUGGGUAGACGAACACAAAGUACUUCACGAACCGUGGAUGGCGGAGUUAAGCAGGUUGAGCACUGCGUUGGCGGAUCUUUUAAACUCUGAAACAUCAACAACCCAGCCCCAGCCCCAAACCCAAACCCGGCACGAAGUCCUAGCCCACGAACUCUGCGCCAUGUCUCUGUCCCCCGCCGACUUACGCAAGAUCCGCUUCUAUCGCCUUCGCGAUCCAAAUCCACCAACAGCGUUCCAAGACGGCCGUCGAAACGCGCGGGAGACACGACGGGUAGGAGGAGGAGAAUGGGGAAACGGUCAUCCUGGAACUUCAAAUCGGGCAGGUGCAUGGAAUGGGGGAGAUCAAAAUCGUGCGCAAGAGCUGAGUAGAAGGGAGGGACAGUAUGGUCGGUUUGGAAGCAGGAGGGGGUGGUGGUCGGGACUGGGAUCGGGAGGGAGGUCAUGGAGUACGGGGUCGGGAGUAAGAAUGGGAUACGGGUACGCGGGGAGGGGAGGGUUGGAUUUGGAGCUGGGAGCAGGGCAGGGGACGGUUAGGGAGGUAGUGGCGGGGGGAGUGGGGUGGGAAGGCUUGGGUGCGAUGGGUGCAAUAGGCAGCGGGAGGGUGCUUGAUACGUCGCCGCCGGUAACGUCGAUGGUGGGAUCUUCGUGGGGUUCGGGAUCUGGAUUGGGACCGAGAUUCCGGGUUUGA
Molecule: messenger RNA, 1754 nt
Organism: Neurospora crassa OR74A
Lineage: Eukaryota; Fungi; Ascomycota; Sordariomycetes; Sordariales; Sordariaceae
Exons: 1
Coding region: 93-1754 (553 amino acids)
Source: RefSeq, a predicted model, not a curated record